Cuscuta campestris is the source of this 538-nucleotide messenger RNA. Lineage: Eukaryota; Viridiplantae; Streptophyta; Magnoliopsida; Solanales; Convolvulaceae. The record is from the annotation of a GenBank genome assembly.
CACUCAACUCAAGGGCUUCCUUAAACCACAGUUUCUGCACUCACAAGUCUCUCUAGCUUUUUAGCUUCUUUUUUUAACACUUCCAGAAACAUUUGAACAUGGCUAUCAGUAUGGGGCACGUUCUCCGUCCUAAGCUAGGACUCAGGAGGUCUUCUUCAAGAACAAACAGAGAAAGUGAGAUUCCUAAGGGACACCUUGCAGUUUAUGUAGGCGACAACAAGAAGCGCUUUGUCAUUCCGAUAUCAUACUUGAAAGACCAUUCAUUCCAAGACUUGCUAAGUCAAGCUGAAGAAGAAUUUGGAUUUGAUCAUCCGAUGGGUGGACUCACAAUACCUUGUAUGGAAGAGACAUUCCUUGACAUAAUCUCUAGUAUGAGGAUAUGAGCAGAUCUUGAUAGACUGCAGGCCUGCUGUACAUAGAUCUUUCUUUAUAGUCAGUAGAUGAUUUUUUAUAUUUUAUUUUUUGCAAAGAAAAGUACUCUUGUACAAUGUUCUUUGUUAUCCUGAUCAGAUUGGAAAUAUAAAUUUAUAGUCAGAUC